GCUCAUCUCCACCGUACAUCAAACAAUCCCAUAAAUCGAUGGCUCAACUCAAACUCAUACCAUACACCCCACCACACAAUAUCCCUCCACUUGACUCGUUUUCUUGACUUCCUUUCCCAAACAAAUUCAUUCAAGCAAAUUCAUAUGACUCCAAACCACACUUGAUUUUAGAAUUUGUUUCUAAAGAGCACUUCAAUACUCAAAAAAUUCCCUCAACCCAAAAUUCCAAUCAUGACAUCCUCUAAAAUGGAUGAAGAGUUAAGAAAGGCAGCAGUGAGAGGAGAUGUAGACUUCCUUAAAAAAUGUGUUGAAUCCAAUAAACCCAUCGAAUACUACUUGACUUUCUAUCCUGAGGAGGAUGACCAAUCUGGAAGAGCCCAUCAUGGCAACAUCUUCCACAUGGCCGCAAGGGAAAACAAAGAAGAGUUUAUUAAAGAAGCCAUGGGGAUUUUACCUCAAGAAGCCAAGCACCAACUCCUUGUUCAACCAGGGUACGCAGAAUGCAACCCUCUUCAUGAAGCAGCCUGUGUUGGUAAUGUAGUGAUAGUAAAGAUGUUUCUAGAUGUUUAUCAACAAGGAUUCCGAUCUCAUCUUUUGGAACAUCAACGACCCUGGUUAUUCAAGGAUUCCGAUGGAAAUAACCCUUGCUUUGUGGCUGUUAUUAGUCAUCAAGAAGAAUGUGCGUUUGAAAUUUAUAAAAUGGAUACGGAGUUGAUUUCCAAUAUGCAUAGUUAUCGUGGUAGCUCCUUAGUCUACGAAGCUGUACACAAGAAGAUGAGCAACUUAGCUUUAGUCAUUUUGAAGUCCCCCCAUCCUAUUAGUUGCAACGGCUACGAUGGCUACACUCCAUUCCACUCAAUACAUUAUUUAAUCGAAGGCUCAGAAGAAUCAGAAGAAAUCUUUCGAGGACUACUUCAGAGAGAGCCAGAGCUAAUUAAACAAAAAAAUAUGAAUGGAGAUUCGGCAUUUACUUUGUGGGCAUAUUAUGGUAAAAUUUGGCCAUUCAAAAUUCUUUUAGAUUGUAAGGAUAUCAUCCAAGAUGUAAAUAAGAUUUUCACAUACUUGGUAUCUUUAACGAAUGAUUAUGGUUGCAAUCCAUUACACGACUUGGCUGAAAAUGUCACGUUUACAAGCAAUUCUACAAAAAUUGCAGAAAUGCUGAUAGAUAUUUACAAAAAAGAAUCACCAAGCCUUUCAAAUAAUCAACAUCCUUGGUUAGUGAAGGACAUUGAUGGAAAUACACCUUUGUCAUUGGCCAUAGCCCAUAAGAAUGAAAAUCCCGCUAUAUAUUUGUUGUCAGUGGAUGAAAAUGUAGUUACCGAAAGUAAGAAGAAUGUUCUAUUCUUGGCUGUCGAGGUUCAAUGUCAUACACUUGCCGAAGAGAUAUUGAAGAUAAUCGAUAACAAAGGUUGGAAUCAACUUCUUACGAAUCAUCAAAAGCUCAAUAUCUUGCACCUUGCUCCACUAUGCACAGAAAACUUUUGUGCACAACUAAUGGAAAGCCAUCCAGAAUUAAUCAAAGGAGUAGAUAAAGAAGGAUCUACAAUAGUUCAUAGUUGGGUAAAAAGUGACAAAGAAUGGCUAUUUAAAUUCAUAUUGGAGAGCGAGUGGAAAGAUCAGUUUGUAAAACUUGUUGAUGUUAAGGAUUACAAUUAUCAAGACAAUCCUUUUCAUGUUGCCGCAACUACCACUCAUAAAGCAACAAACCAGAUUGUACCACUCCUUGUUGAAGCUUACAAAGUACACAAAUUUAGUUGGAGCGUAAAUGCUAUCUAUCAAUUGCCAUGGUUUGAAAAGAAUAAAGAAAACGAAGGGCCUCUACACUUGGCAUUACACAACAAGCGUGAAGAUCUUGCACUUUACAUAUUGUCACUACUACGGGAUGAUCAAAUUAUGGAUGAACUGCUAGAUUAUUACGAGCCAGAGCACUCUACGUUGUUUCUUGCUAUACAAAACAAGUGCUCUGAAGUAGCCAAAGUCAUAUUGGGAAAGUUGGAUAAGCGAAGCAGGACCAAAUAUCUAAAAGAUUCCUCGACUGGUCGGAAUAUAUUGCAUCUUGCUACAAGCUUAACAGAUGAAGAAUUUGGGACAUGGCUAGUUAAUGAAGCACCAGAGUUCAUCACCGAACAGGAUAACAAUAAACAAUCACCUUGGGAUACAGCAUAUGAAACUGGUUGUGCAUGGUUUAUAAAAGUUGUACUGAAAAAGGACCCGUUUGUAUUCAAUAGAGCACCCUUGGCUUGGAUUAAAGCAUGUGAGCACGGUCAUGUCUCGGCUCUUCGUACCUUCAUUGACCAUAAUCCAGCUGGUUUUCGAGAUCUUUGUAUUAAGCAUAAGAAUACUCCUUUGCAUCGUAUGAAACUGUCAAGUUUAACAGAAUACGAAGAGCUUCUUACGAUUCCACGCAUGAAAGAUCUGAUCAAUGUUCAAAAUUCUCAAGGGAAGACACCUUUACACUUAGCAGUACAAAAUCGAAUAUUACCUUUGACAGAAACAUUACUCGGCAUGGAAAAAAUAGCUUAUAACAUCAAGGAUGAGGACCAAAACACUCCCAUUGAUUUGUUGGAGCAAGCUUGCAUAGACGAUAGUGAAUGGGAAGAAAUGUGCCAAAGAAUCGGCUUUAAUCCAUGGAUAAAAACAUCAUACUUCCAGCGUAGGACCAAUUUGUUAGAAGUGCGAAAUUCACUAUUUGUGGUGGCGGCUCUAUUAGCCACUAUUACAUUUACUGCUGGUUUUACUCUUCCUGGCGGAUUAAAUCAAGAAAGCGGGGAAGCACUUUUAGCAAAGAAGGUUGCAUUUUUGGUAUUUUUGAUGUCUAAUACAUUGGCUAUGUGUACUUCCAUGUUGGUUUUGAUUUGCCUUGUAUGGUCUAUGGUCCAAGAUUCGAGUAAUUCGUUGGUAUUGAUUGAUCGUAGCUUGGUGUUACUCAUGGUAGCGUUUUACUCCACUAUAUUAGCAUUUAUGACUGGGGUCUAUGUGGUUAUAUACCCAAAGCUUCUUUGGGCAGCCAUCAUAGUCAUCAUAAUGUGCUCUCUUAUUGGAGUUUCGGCGAACAGAACCUUCUUGUACAAAGUGCUAUUGAUCUCUUCAGCAAAGAAGAAGCAAAAUCAGAGAGACCCAAUGUAUCUGCUUGAAUUGGGUAAAGCUUUUCGGUGUUGCAAAAGGCAGUAGCAGCCAUAAAGUUGAGUGAAUUGAAGCAACAAAUAAAUUCAAAAUUCUUGUAGUUAUUGGCUUAAAAUAUUCUUGUGGUGUUUAGCACUUAUCAUAAGUACUUAU
Chenopodium quinoa (quinoa) is the source of this 3276-nucleotide messenger RNA. RefSeq lists its product as uncharacterized. Gene Ontology annotation, cellular component: plasma membrane. The record is from RefSeq and is a predicted model, not a curated record. The coding region runs from base 232 to 3171 and encodes 979 amino acids. The transcript is spliced from 6 exons. Gene Ontology annotation, molecular function: protein phosphatase regulator activity; protein phosphatase 1 binding. Lineage: Eukaryota; Viridiplantae; Streptophyta; Magnoliopsida; Caryophyllales; Amaranthaceae.